Messenger RNA from Scheffersomyces amazonensis, 1105 nucleotides. RefSeq lists its product as uncharacterized. Bases 283 to 1077 code for a protein of 264 amino acids. Lineage: Eukaryota; Fungi; Ascomycota; Pichiomycetes; Serinales; Debaryomycetaceae. The transcript has a single exon. The record is from RefSeq and is a predicted model, not a curated record.
CCAACAAGAUCAAGCGCAAAAAGUUCAUCUCAAAAAUUGCAUCAAUUAUUUAUCAGCAUCUUUCAUUUGAUCAUCAUUUAACAUUUGUUUAUUGUACGACAAUUCUUCAUAUCAUAUCUAUAAUAACCAUUAACAUUAUCCAUAACUAAAUUAAAUUGGUAGUGUUAACAUCAAAUUCAUUUUAUUCAUUAUCCCUUAAUAUAUUUCAUAUUUCAUAUUUCAUAUUUCAUAUUAUAUUAUUUUUCAUUUUCAUUAUUAUAGAUCUGAUUUGAAAAAUUUAAAAUGUCAAUGUAUUUCAACCUGUAUGACCAAGUUAUAAAUCUUAAGGUAAAAAUCACUACUUUACUAGAUCAAAAUAUAACUGGAUUGAUUUACACCUACUCUACGUCAAACAAUGUCCUCGUGCUUAAAAUAACUGAAAAUUCCCAUAAUAAAAAUUCCCAUAGUAAUAAUAAUAAUAAUAAUAAUAACGAAAAUACUACUAACGAUAAUAAUAAUAAUAAUAAUAAUAAUAAUAAGUCGUGCUAUAGAAUAAUAAACACAGCAUACAUAAAAAAAAUCCAAGUUGUUAGUUCCAUUAAAAAGAACGCUCAACAACUCGUUCAACAGCAUUUACAAAAUGACCCCUCUAAAAGAGAUCAAAUAAAAAUACAUCCUAUAGCUAUAAAUGAUCUUGAAAAUACCAUAAAGGAAGCUAUAUCUAAUCAUAAGAUAUCAGCUCAUAAAUCAUCUAAUCAAGUUUCUGGUAAUACAGCUAGUUCGAAUGUUUCUCCUAAUUCAGUAGCUCAUUCUACUUCUGGAUCUCCAACUAGAGAAAGACGUGCUUCAAAGACUUCUUCUAUCGCUACAAAAGUUUACAACAAAUUUGUAAAGAAAUAUGGUGAAGAAAAUGUUACAUGGUCUGGAGGAUCCCAUAACAUCAUUAUAUUCAAUGAAGUGAAAUUGACCAAACCAUAUACUUUAGGUAAUAAGAGUAUACAUAAGUUAAGUAAAUCGAAUUCAAAGCAUUUUGAAGAAAUUCAAGAUACAUUAAAAGAAUUCUGGUUAGAGGUCGAUAAUGAAAAGCGUGGUGGGUAAACUCAUAUAUAAUUAUAUAAUUUACAUU